UGUAGCUAACUUGUUAGCAUAGCAUGCUAGGUUAGCUAGUUAGCUUGUUGGAAGGCUCAGAGCGCCAGCGGGCUGACGACCUCACUGUAUUCGUUUGAAAUGCAGUUUCAGAGAAGCUAACUUUACUCUGUUGUCGUGAAUUGCGUAUAUUUUUGUAUGAAUAAAAAAAAACUUACGGGUUAAUAGAACUUUAAAAUAUUUGAUUAGCAGAUGCGGCUAAGUGCUUGUGAGGAGCAUUAAAUGAAGUACAGACCGCCUUGCCUGGCUGGCAUGUGUACUGACGGGUACGGCCGCCGCUGAGGCAAAACUAAUGUUAACUCGCACGUUAGCUUUUGAUUAGCUUUUAUCACUGCAUACUAGACACCACUUUAAAAUUGCAUCUACACAACUUUGAACUAUUCUUUGGUGGUGAAGUUAAAGGGAAUGAAACGCAAGUAAUUAGCCUUCAUUUGACAAUUAUAUCUGGAAUGCUAAGGCCGGUAGCGCCGUUUCGCAUCUCCCCGUGACACAUGACAUGUGGACAAUUGUCAGCCUACCUACCUACAAAUACAGCAGGAACUAUUUAAGUCUAUUUAUUGCUACUCUGUUAAUAGAUGUGCUGAUAGUAGAGAGUUUAUUUUAAACAGAGUUGUCUUAAAGGCACUUGGGGGCAGUUUGAGUCAUUUAUGAGCACACACUGUGCUGAUAGUGACUUGUCACACACCAAAGUUCAACUCAUUCAUUCAUCGCUAGCUCCCUGCAGGCUAACAUGAUGACAAAUGUAUUUAACUUGGCUCCAGUCAGACAGACGACCUUUCGCCUAAAAUGGGGCUGAAAGUUGUUUCCGAGGACAAAAGCGCUAUGAUGCGCCUCUGAGGAUAUCACGAUCACAUGGGCUCCUAUCCUGUGCUGACCCAAUGGUUUAAUCACCAGGACUAAAAAUGAGCAUAAGCAGUGAUGAGGUUAAUUUCCUGGUUUACAGAUAUCUGCAGGAGUCUGGCUUCUCUCACUCUGCGUUCACCUUUGGCAUAGAGAGCCACAUCAGUCAGUCCAACAUCAAUGGAGCCUUGGUGCCCCCUGCUGCCCUCAUUUCCAUCAUUCAGAAAGGCUUGCAGUAUGUGGAGGCUGAAGUCAGCAUCAAUGAGGACGGCACCUUAUUUGACGGGCGGCCAAUCGAGUCCUUGUCUUUGAUUGAUGCCGUAAUGCCAGAUGUGGUCCAGACCAGGCAGCAGGCCUACAGAGACAAGCUGGCCCAGCAGCAGGCGGCAGCGGGCAGUGGCAGCAGCACGGGGCCACAGGGAAGCACCAAGAACGGAGAGGGCGCUGCCAACGGGGAGGAAAAUGGAUCCCACACCUUAGCCAAUCACCACUCGGAGAUGAUGGAGGUAGACAGGGAUGUGGAGAUCCCCCAGAGUAAAGCCAUGGUCUUGAGGGGCCACGAAUCGGAGGUUUUUAUCUGUGCCUGGAACCCAGUGAACGACCUCCUCGCCUCUGGGUCCGGGGACUCGACAGCACGGAUCUGGAACCUGAGCGAGAACAGCACAGGCGGAUCCACCCAGCUGGUUCUGAGGCACUGCAUUCGGGAAGGGGGCCAGGACGUACCCAGCAACAAAGACGUCACCUCACUAGACUGGAAUAGCGAGGGGACAUUACUAGCAACCGGCUCAUAUGAUGGCUUUGCUAGGAUAUGGACAAAAGACGGUAACUUGGCCAGUACUUUGGGUCAGCAUAAAGGCCCUAUAUUUGCACUCAAGUGGAAUAAGAAAGGAAACUUUAUCCUUAGCGCUGGUGUGGAUAAGACGACAAUUAUUUGGGAUGCACACACGGGAGAGGCGAAGCAACAGUUUCCUUUCCACUCAGCACCCGCUCUGGAUGUCGACUGGCAAAGCAAUAACACAUUUGCCUCGUGUAGCACAGACAUGUGCAUCCAUGUGUGUAAGCUGGGCCAGGACAGACCUGUAAAGACCUUCCAGGGACACACGAAUGAAGUGAACGCCAUAAAGUGGGAUCCUACUGGCAGCUUGCUGGCCUCCUGCUCCGAUGACAUGACCCUAAAGAUCUGGAGUAUGAAGCAGGAUUUGUGUGUCCAUGACCUCCAGGCCCACAGUAAAGAAAUCUACACCAUCAAGUGGAGCCCCACAGGCCCUGGGACCAACAAUCCCAACGCCAGCCUCAUGCUGGCCAGUGCGUCGUUUGACUCAACAGUGCGCCUGUGGGACGUGGAGCGGGGCGUGUGCAUCCACACUCUGACCCGCCACCAGGAGCCAGUCUACAGCGUGGCCUUCAGCCCAGAUGGCAGGCACCUGGCCAGCGGCUCCUUUGACAAGUGUGUCCAUAUCUGGAACACUCAGACGGGUGCUUUAGUCCACAGCUACCGAGGGACAGGUGGGAUCUUUGAAGUGUGCUGGAAUGCAACAGGGGACAAAGUAGGAGCCAGCGCAUCUGAUGGAUCGGUAUGCGUACUAGACCUGAGAAAAUGACACUCAUCGGGGGGAGCCAUGGACCGACUACGAAUGUGUACAUAGCCAAAAUGACUGUCCCUGCCUGUCCGCCACACUGCUGUAGUCCCACAGAUGCCAUGGCCCGCUGUUACAGCCAACUGGAGCCCUCCAUCAGACAUAGACCCAAGGACCACACCAUGGCAACAAACAGUUUAUAUGCAAAUGCAUCAGAUAUGCCAGGUCUGCAUGGACAUCAGUCUUUGCUCCUCAGACCUGCAGGAGUUAAACAUUUCUUUGUUAUCACACAGUAUAAAUGUGUCACCACAAGCAAACCAAAACACCAGGAUUCCUCUUGAUUUCGCUCUUUUUGUCCUUUGUAUCCGACUUGUAAAGACUUUUGUUCUCUGGUGUGUGCAUAUUGCAUAUGUCAGCAUUUAGUGUCCUGUGGACAUUGUUGUGUUGAGUUUGGACUUUAUUGGUCUCUGUAAAUUACAUGUGAGAUGGGAGAGAGGAGAUGGGAGAUGUUUUUUUGUUUUUAAAGAAAAAAGAUGUUUGUCUUUUAAAAAGUGGAUGUUCAGAGUUGUUCAUUUGGAGAUAAAUUCAUUUACUGCAGUCUUUGAGGUUCAAAAAUGCAGGUGUAUAGUUUUGUCAACUCUAUUUUUAUCCAGUAGGUUUGUUCCAUUUUUUGCCAUUUAAAAAAAACAAACAAAAAAACUAAAUAUGAAGCAGUUAAUCAAAGGUUAAACUGUCCUUUGUUUGCAACCUUUAUCCUCAGAAAUGGUUUUCAGGUAAUCACAGUUCAUCAGGUUGUGUUGGUGCCCUGAAGAAUUCAAAAUCUCCUGGCUGAAAAAUGAUCUGUGUAGCUUUUAACACUGAUGACAGCAGUGCUGUUGAAGAGCGGUCAGCUUCAGGUUCACGUCUUUGAAACUCACCUCGUCCUUGAUCUGUCGGUGCAGAUAUCACUUGGUGACAGAGACGGGAAAACCAGCCCAUUACUUCAUCGGAUUUGUACAAUUAAUAGUCCUAAUUGCACUUGUUUUCUCAGUUAAUGGCUUGUUGCUGUCCAUUGUUUUUCAUAAUGCAGCUUUGUUGGACUAAUUGCUUCUCGAUACCGGAAACAAUUAGACCAAGAUGAUCUGGAGUAUUGUUUCCUGCUGUUGUCAGGUAGUAGUUGACCAGCAUUAACACACACACACACACACACACACACACACACACACACACACACACACACACACACACACUCUGGAGACAGGCUGUGUUCAGGCCUAUGCACGGAUAGACGGUGCUUUUGUGUGCAGUGUUCAGAGUUGGCAUUUUGAGUCAAGUCUGCUUUUGAAAAGCAGACUCAGCAUAGGACUCGUAACGUGUUGUUAGCUCAAAUGACUUAGAGCGCGUUCAGUAGGAAAAAUAAGGUUAGCAGUGUCUCGUCUGGCUCGUUUUUGAGGCAAGUCUGUGUUGUUAAAAUGCAGACUCUCAGCAUAGGACUUGUUGUAACAUGGUAUCUGCAUAUAAUAUAUAUAAAUACAUUUAUGAAUAUAUAUCUAUGCUACUACAGGGGUUUUUUGUGUGUGUAUGCCACUCCUACGUUAUGGGUGGAUUUUAAAGUAACCUUUUCAAGAUUCAUGAAAUACAGUACGUGAUGUUCUUGUGCAUCACUGAUAGUUGUGACCACGAGGAAUGGUUUUUAUUUAUAAAACAUCAUUAAACAGUUAUAACUAAAUUUAAAAGAAAAAGACAAAAUGGUAGAUUUUUUGAUUAUUAUUAUUUUUUUAACCUGCACUUUAGGUGCAAAUGGAGAAACUGUCUCAGGCACAUCUGAUUUAAGAAGUCCCAGAGGACGGCUCAAAUGAUUUAGAACGCGUUCAGUUGGAAAAAUAAGGUCAGCGGUGUCUUGUCUGACUCGUAGGACACUUCAACGUUGAGAUAAACUAACUUCAUGGCAUUCCCGGUCUCAUCUCGUAGCCAUAACAACACCCUCGGCUAGAUAUGUGCACACACGUCGCUGGAUAAUUCGGAGGUUUUGUUCAGCAUGUUACUUGUCUUUUUUUU
Molecule: messenger RNA, 4472 nt
Organism: Haplochromis burtoni (Burton's mouthbrooder)
Lineage: Eukaryota; Metazoa; Chordata; Actinopteri; Cichliformes; Cichlidae
Gene: tbl1xr1b
Product: tbl1x receptor 1b
Exons: 16
Coding region: 921-2459 (512 amino acids)
Biological process (GO): regulation of transcription by RNA polymerase II
Cellular component (GO): histone deacetylase complex
Molecular function (GO): protein binding; transcription corepressor activity
Source: RefSeq, a predicted model, not a curated record